This is a messenger RNA of Racocetra persica, 163 nucleotides long. Lineage: Eukaryota; Fungi; Glomeromycota; Glomeromycetes; Diversisporales; Gigasporaceae. The record is from the annotation of a GenBank genome assembly.
GUAAAAUUUUGAAAAGAUAUAGUAAAGAAUACAUAUCAGAAUUGCGCGCAAGAUGUUUAGGGCUUAAUGUGCUUGAUUUCACCUAUGUGAUAGCAUCUGAAUUAAAUUUAAAUUUAAAUAUUAAUGAUUUCUGUUCGGAACGUGAAAUAAUCAACACGCCAAA